AUAAAAGAAGGGAGUGGGGACAGAAAAGUUUCACAGAUUUGCAGAGGAACACAUUUACCUGUGGACAAGUCAACCGACUGACAUCGACGAAAUGAACGCAGCAGCUGAAGGUGGCAAGGCCGCUCCUCCCAAGUUCAAACAGAAGGAGACCAGGCAGUUCAAGAGCAAGGCUCCCAAAGCUGGACAGAAGGGAUUUGACAAUGAUGUUCCAGGCAUGGAGGGUCUUGGAGACUCUGCUGUCAUCUGCCCGUGGGAAGCCUUUGGUGACAUGGAGCUGAGUGACCUGGCCCAGUUUGGCAUCGUCUAAACCCCAUGCAAAAUGCAAAUAGUUUAUUCCUGGUGGCUGCAAUCCAGCAGCUUAUUUUGUUGCUUUCCCUCCUUGGGAAUCGAGCCCGAAUGGGUAUGAUUUCUGAGUGAGGGGAGUACCUGUUUGUCCUCUUACUGUGUGGAGGAUGAAGCUCUUGGACAGCAGCCCCCAGAAUGACUUCUGUUUUGACCUCAACACAUCAUCAUCUGGAAAGUUUUGCAUAUUUCGGAGCUCUUUAUCCAUAUAAAUGAAACACAUUUGCAAUCUAUCUAUUAUCAAUUCCAUGUAUUUGUUUUACACUCUACACUCAGUUUUUGUUGUGUAGCUCAUUGUUAACAUGAAAGGUUUGCUGAAUGUUUGCAUGAUGUCAAAUAUUUCCUGACAAAAUGAGAGAAGCUCGUAAAUGUUUUUAGAACAUGAUUAUAAAAUAGUGAUUAAAAAUGUGGAUAGAGGCUGAUAUUUACAUUUAAAUUA
Messenger RNA from Sphaeramia orbicularis (orbiculate cardinalfish), 781 nucleotides. Its product is annotated as retinal cone rhodopsin-sensitive cGMP 3',5'-cyclic phosphodiesterase subunit gamma-like. Gene Ontology annotation, cellular component: photoreceptor outer segment membrane. The transcript is spliced from 4 exons. The record is from RefSeq and is a predicted model, not a curated record. The coding region runs from base 92 to 307 and encodes 71 amino acids. Gene Ontology annotation, molecular function: 3',5'-cyclic-nucleotide phosphodiesterase activity; cGMP binding. Gene Ontology annotation, biological process: positive regulation of G protein-coupled receptor signaling pathway; positive regulation of epidermal growth factor receptor signaling pathway; visual perception. Lineage: Eukaryota; Metazoa; Chordata; Actinopteri; Kurtiformes; Apogonidae.